AUGGGGUUCGUCAGUGCUCUGGACGCGCCACGAUCGGCUAGGUUUGGUCAGGGUUCUGGUGGUAUUCUUUUCGUCAGCUGUUCGGGAACAGAAGACAGCCUGGACGACUGUUUCAGUGUGGUCGACUCUUUCUGUGGGCAUCACAGGGAUGCGGGCGCCGUGUGUUACAUAGGAAUCCAUCCAAGUCCAUUCCGUGUUCGUCUUAGCGGUGGGUCUAACGAAGCUGAAGGCAGAGUAGAGGUUUUGCAUGGUGGGUCCUUGGGAACUAUCUGUGAUGGUGACUGGGAUCUUAGAGACGCGAGGGUGGUUUGUAGAAUAUUGGGGUUUGAUGAAGCCUUGGACGCACCGAGAUCUGCUAGGUUUGGUCAGGGCUCUGGUCGUAUUCUGCUAGAGGAUGUCAACUGUGAAGGAACAGAAGACAACCUGGCACCAUUUCAAGUUCGUCUUGUCGGUGGAUCCAACGAUGCUGAAGGCAGAGUAGAACUUAUGCACGAUGGAUCCUGGGGAACUAUCUGUCCUUAUAACUGGGAUCUGAGAGACGCGAGGGUGGUUUGUAGAAUGCUGGGGUUUGAUGGAGCCUCGGACGCACCGGGAUUAGCACGGAUAGGUGAAGGUUCAGGGGAUGUUCUUCUAGAUGAUGUCGGGUGUGACGGAACAGAAGAUAACCUUGCAGACUGCGCCCAUUCAGGGAUUCAAGUUCAGGACUGCGGAUUUGGUGCAGGGCAAGAUGCAGGCACUAUUUGUUACUCAGAAAAGUUGUCAAAGUUGCAGGUUCCAAACAAUUCUGUGCUUAACGGUGGUGUGGUGGUCACAUCAGCGCCAAACACUGAUCCAGCCCACUGCUUGAAUUACUUUGUGGUGAACCUCAUGCUCAGGCUCUGUAGUUUGGAAUCAGUAUCCUAG
Strongylocentrotus purpuratus (purple sea urchin) is the source of this 903-nucleotide messenger RNA. RefSeq names its product deleted in malignant brain tumors 1 protein-like. The coding region runs from base 1 to 903 and encodes 300 amino acids. The transcript is spliced from 4 exons. NCBI's taxonomy places the organism in Eukaryota, Metazoa, Echinodermata, Echinoidea, Camarodonta, Strongylocentrotidae. Gene Ontology annotation, cellular component: membrane. The record is from RefSeq and is a predicted model, not a curated record.